AUGAAUCAGAACCCAUCCGAAUCGCCGUUUCUGUCUGUGGUUCGAUCCAGCCCCUUCUCCGGCAAUGGCUGCGGCGAGGUCAUUGCCUUCUGUGUCGGAGACCGGAUCAGAGCCUCGGAAGAACUCCUCGAUGACACAACAGCAAGAAAAUACUUCAGCUGUUAGGGAGAUCAUAUCUGUUAUUGAUUCUCUAAAGAAGCAAGUUACAGCCAACCGGUGUAUCUAUAUUCAGAAAAGGCUGGAAGAAAACAGGAAAAAGUUGGUUGGUAUCACAAACCAUCUUUAUAAAUUGUCGAAUGAGCGAAGCAGUUGGAAUAAUAUUGAUAAUAAUGCGGUAGAUCUUUUGACAAAGAGGCAAAAUGAUGCAAUUGGUAUGCAAAAUGGUAUUGAGAUAAGCAGUGGGGACAAUGAUAGUCAUAACUCUUACCAACAUUCUACAGCAGUUCUUAUGGGAUCUAGUAUUCCAGUCAGGAAUGCUGUUCGCCCUAUAAAGCUUGCUGUUGUGAAAAGAUUACCACCUUAUACUACAUGGAUUUUUCUGGACAGAAAUCAAAGAAUGACAGAAGAUCAAUCAGUGGUAGGUCGAAGGAGGAUUUAUUAUGAUCAAAAUGCUGGUGAAGCACUUAUUUGCAGUGAUAGUGAGGAGGAAGUACUUGAGGAAGAUAAAAAAAGAGAAUUUGUAGAAUCUGAAGAUUACAUUCUUCGUGUGACCAUCAAGAAAGUUGGCUUAUCUGAUCCAGUGCUUGAAUCGUUAGCACAAUGUUUUUCUAGAAGCCCUUGUGAAGUAAAGGCAAGAUAUGACACUCUGAUUAAAGAGGAGAAGGAUGCAGGGGCUUCUACAGAUGGGGAUAAUGAAGUCCAAAGUUGGAAUGCCUUUAUUGGAAAAGAUCUUGAAGCAGCUUUGGAUUCUUUUGACAAUCUAUUUUGCCGGCGAUGUCUCGUUUUUGAUUGCAGAUUACAUGGUUGUUCUCAGGAUCUCUUCUUUCCAGCUGAGAAACAACCUCCAUUGAACCAUCUGGAUCAAGAAAAUGGACCAUGUGGCCCAAAUUGCUAUCUAUCGAUGCUGAAGUUGGACAGAAUUGCCACAGUGAGCUGUCCCAUGAAUGGAGAUACUGAAGAGAAGUCUAACUCUUCAUCUGAUGGCUUAGGGGCACAAGCAUCAUCUAAAACGAGAACUUUUGGUUUGUCUGCUGGAAGGAAGGUGAAGUCCUACCAAAGUGAAAGUGCUUCAUCAAGUGCAAAAAUUAUUUCAGAAAGUAGUGACUCAGAAAUUGGACCCCAACAGGAAGACUUGUCAACUGCCCAACAGUUAUCUCCUUCCGAGGCAAAACUUGUUGGAAAAUCUGCAAUUCGUAAGCGGAACAGCAAGCAAGUUGCUCAACGUGUUCUAGCUUGCAUGCGUAAGAAGCAGAAGAAAAUGAUGGCUUCUGAUUCUGUUGUGAGUGAAGGUGUCUCACAAAGUGACACAAAACUCAGGCCUAAUACACAAAAGGAAAAUGAAGAUGCCACGUCUUCUUCACAGAAGAGCGUAAAAUCUCCAACAACAGGAAGGUCUAGGCGGAAAGACUGGUCACCUGGUGAAGGUCCUGAUGUUUUUCCAAAAGAAAAGAAAGUUGCCCUGCCUGUGGCUAGCAGCAACAGUGCUGCCCCCCAAAAAGCAGAGUUUGUAUAUGAAAACACACAUAAACAAGAAAUAAGUGAUGAUAAGUCUUGGAAAGCUAUCGAAAAAAGCCUUUUGGAGAAAGGGAUGGAGAUUUUUGGCAGGAACAGCUGCUUGAUUGGCAGAAACCUUUUGAAUGGUUUGAAGACAUGUUGGGAGAUUUUCCAAUACAUGACAUGUUCUGAGAAUAAGUUGUCCUUGCAAGCUGCUGAUGGUGUGCUUUCUCUCCUUCAAGGCUAUCCUAAGUUUGAUCUUAAUGGAGCCCUGGGCAAUAAAGGAGCAAGAAGAAGAUCGAAAUUUUUACGUAGAAGAGGUAGAGUCCGUCGCUUGAAGUAUACCUGGAAGUCUGCGGCUUAUCAUUCAAUUAGGAAACGAAUUAGUGAGAGGAAAGAUCAGCCAUGCCGCCAGUAUAAUCCAUGUAAUUGUGAAACAGCUUGCGGCAAGCAGUGUGCUUGCCUUUUAAAUGGGACCUGCUGUGAAAAGUACUGUGGUUGUCCAAAGACUUGCAAAAAUCGUUUUAGAGGUUGUCAUUGUGCUAAAAGUCAAUGUCGGAGCCGUCAGUGUCCCUGCUUUGCUGCGGACAGGGAAUGUGAUCCAGAUGUUUGCAGAAAUUGUUGGGUCAGUUGUGGUGAUGGUGCUGGUACUCUUGGCGUUCCUCCACAAAGAGGUGACAAUUAUGAAUGCAGAAAUAUGAAGCUUCUUCUUAAACAACAACAAAGGGUCUUGCUUGGAAGGUCAGAUGUUUCAGGAUGGGGAGCUUUCUUGAAGAAUAGUGUUGGCAAGCAUGAAUACCUUGGUGAGUACACUGGGGAGCUGAUUUCACAUAAGGAAGCAGAUAAACGUGGAAAGAUUUAUGAUCGUGAAAAUUCAUCAUUUCUCUUUAAUCUGAAUGAUCAGUUUGUUCUUGAUGCUUACCGAAAGGGUGACAAGUUGAAGUUUGCCAACCAUUCUCCUGAUCCUAAUUGUUAUGCUAAGGUUAUCAUGGUAGGAGGGGAUCAUAGGGUGGGCAUUUUUGCCAAGGAACGGAUUAAUGCAGGAGAGGAACUUUUCUAUGAUUAUCGUUAUGAGCCAGAUAGAGCUCCUGCUUGGGCUAGGAAGCCAGAGGGAUCUGGGUCAAAGAAAGAGGACGGGGCUCCAUCAAGUGGUCGUGCAAAGAAGCUUGCUUAAGCUAAUCAUUUACUUAUAUCUUAAAUUCAAAAAUUUAGCCAUUCUUUUAUAGGUAGAAGGAUCAUUCUCAUUUUACUGAUAGAUGAUAGGAAAGGGUGCACCCUCUAUCAUUUUGUUGUUGGAGGGGCCAUUUAAUCUCCAUUGAUAACUCAUUCAAUUUUUUCUAAAAUUCAUCCUUAGUCCAAAGUAAAAUGUGCUCAUUCAUUGAAUCAACUUGACCUGAAUUCACAACAUUCUUGUAAAAGGGAAUGCCUCCUUGCUGACCAAUGUUGUUGUGAACCUUUUUCCUUUUCCAGCCGAAGACCAAUUCAGGUAAUUUUGGUUGACCCUUGAAUCCCUAUUACUCAUCCUUUUUCAUUGUCGCACUAAUUGUUUUUAGUAU
Messenger RNA from Rubroshorea leprosula, 3209 nucleotides. Lineage: Eukaryota; Viridiplantae; Streptophyta; Magnoliopsida; Malvales; Dipterocarpaceae. The record is from the annotation of a GenBank genome assembly.